CUUCCCGACGACUUGUCCAUUACAAAUUAUCCCGAACUCCUCAUCGCAGGACAUGGCUUGAAAAGUACUUGGCUUUUAGUGCAAUGGCUACACUUUAUUAUACCUUUGUACUGUUUAAUUUAGUCAGUUACAAUACAGAAGCGUUAGCGGCAUUUUAUAGCAGACACAGUAUUAGUAGCUUCAUAGCACGUGAACAUUCAGGUGGUUUUCAAGGUGACGUCUUCAAAGAUAAUUCUCUCAACAUAGAUAAACAGAGCAGAGAGGCUUCUUUUGUUUCUUCUCAAUUUAAUCACACUUUUGAAAAGAAAGUUGAAUCUAAAUUAACAACUAAUGAUGAUUCUCCGUGUAGAAUAAAAAAUGCAAUUAUCGAUUGUUCCGGACUUUCUUUGACGAAACUGAACUCAUCCUGGUUCCCUAGCAACUCCGAAGUAAUCAACUUAUCCAGCAACGAGUUGACAACGUUGGAAAACUCAACUUUUAAUCACCUAAAAAACCUAACUCAACUGAACAUUGAAUACAAUAAGCUAACACGCAUCGAGCCUCGUGCGUUUGAUGGAUUACGAAACUUAAAAAUGUUAGCCCUAAGCUUUAACAGUUUGCAGUUUAAUGGUGCGAGUAUCUCUAAUGAUAGUUUUAAGCCACUGCGGAAUUUGGAAGAACUUGGUUUGAUGCAAAGCGACAACAAUGUUCACGAUAAAGAGACGUACGACUUUUUGGCUCCGCUCCAAAGUUUGCAAAAGUUAUCAAUAAGCAGUACAGCAGCAACGCUUUAUUUGGGGAGUGUGUUUGAGACUUUGACGAAUCUAACAUAUCUAGAGAUAACUGCAAAUUCCAACUACAUCAAUGAAAAUUCUUUUUCAAAUGCUAAUUACCUCGAACACUUGGUGUGGAACACAUUGGAUAACAUUUCAAACAUCAGCGACAAUGUGUUUGGACCGUUACAACGUUUGAAAAGCCUUAGAAUGAUACAUGUGCAAUACCCUUUUAACGAUACUCUCCGCUUACUGAAACCAUUGCAAGGCAGAAACAUGUCUGAGAUAUAUUUAGAAUCUGUUGCAAAGAGCUUGACGACGUCGAAUCCAGCAGAAAGUGGAAAGCUGACAUACAAUGACAUGAAGUAUCUGUUAACUAUAUGUGUGCAGAGUGUCACGUUCAUAGACAAUGCUAUUUAUUUUAUUGAGCCUGAUGCAUUUAAAAACACUCAGAUUUGGCAACAAUGCUUGCACAGCCUCGUGAUAUCAGAAAAUCCGAUUCAAGGGAGUGGCUCUGCUCUAUUUACUGUGCGCAGUUUUGCUAAUUUAAAAUUGAUUGCUAUAAACAACGAUUUUCGACCCUGUAUCUGGUCUUCAUUUUAUCAGGGACAUUCAAAUAUCAACGGCGUGGACUGGCUCAUAGAUCAAGAAACUAGCGCGACACUCAAAGAUAUGCUAGAAACAAAUAAAAGCAGCAAUCAUCGAAACAAUUAUAGUGACAUGGUUAAAUCGAGAAACGAAUCGAAACAGAUUUCUAAACCUUCUCAUCUAUUCCCAGUUCCCAAAAACUUAAUCUAUGUGCAGUUAAGUCGGCUGAUACAAUCCACGUCUGUCGACCUGAACAUUCAAGUGAUGAAUGGGGAAAAUAUUGAAUACAUAGACCUUACAGACAAUGGCCUUCAUGACUUUGUUGGCUCCGUGACCGGAUUAACUUCCUUGAAAGUGCUUGCUUUGUCUGGGAACAACAUGGUCAACCUCGCCCCAGAUUUUUUCGAUGAGUUCACUGGUUUAGAAUAUUUAGCACUUUCCAAAGCUGGACUGAAUCGAGACUUCGUUUCAUCGUUCAGCAGACGACUUUUUCAAAAUCUAUCGAAUUUGACGCGCUUAGACCUAUCGAUAAAUUAUUUGAAUGCAUUAAGCAAAGGGACUUUUUCUCCCAAUUCAAAGCUUCAGUGGUUGGAUUUGUCGGGAAAUCAGUUCAAAGAUAUCCCUUUCGAUUUGCAGUACACGCCAAACCUUCUUGAGCUUGACGUAAGCUCUAAUGCCUUAACCACUAUAGACGAUGAUAUAGCCAGAGAUCUUGAUCAUUUAGUGGCUACAAAUGGUCAGUUUCAUUUAUCUCUCGGGGGAAAUAUUCUGUCUUGCAGCUGCAGUGACUUGCGUUUCUUACAAUGGUUGAACCUUACUUCUGUCACGUUCGAUCAAAGUAGGAAUUACACUUGCUUAAACAAAGAUGGCGAAAAAGCGUACACGCUGUUUUAUUCUGACCUGGAUUCUAUUUGGAGAGAGUGCUGGGGGCAAUAUUUUUUGUGCGUCGCCGUUAUUAUUGUUUGCCUUUAUGUCAUCGGGUUCUUCAUUAUUCUUCUCCUGCUAAGAAACAAACAUUUCCUCGUUUCUUAUUUUCUAAAGAUUCUUGGAAAUAUAAAACUUCUUAAAAGAACAGAUUAUCCAAUCCAUAUUUACAUUGCCUACUCCGACAUUGAAUAUAAAUUUCCAUGCUUUGAUCUGCGCGAGUAUAUUGAAGGAACUCUGAAGUUAAAUACAUUUUUAAAUGACCGUGACCUUAUCUCAUCAUUGAACAGCGCCGCAGACAUUGUCAAGGCCAUGAACUCCAGCUGGAAGAUUCUACUCGUCUGCAGUGCAAGUUUCCUAAACGGCGACUGGGCGAUGCUCACCUUAAGGUCGGCCAUAUACGCUCAAAGUCCAACUAAUCCUGCAAGGAUUAUGGUUCUUGUACAUCAGAAUGAUCUCCUCUUGUUACCUCAUGAUCUACUUAGUGUCGUGGACGAUGAAAAUAUGUUAAUAAUUUCGGAAUGGAAAGUGGAUUACGUAAUGAGGGAAUGGCUUAGGACGCGUUUGACAGAUAAAUAAAACAGCAAAUAUAAAAGUUAAUGCUGUUUGUGGUGUCUCUUUCCAUCCAUUCUACCUUUCCUAUGUCAUUGGCAAAUAUCUUAAAUGUGGAACACACAACUAUAAUACACAACUACGAUACCGAAUAUUUCACAAUCAUUGUAAGAAUAAAAUCAGACAUGUUAUAAAACGAUACAACGGUAGUUACUGCUAAUCGAAUGUAUAACAUUUAAUGCUAUUUAAAGAGCUGCAAUUAUAGAACUACCCUAUACCUAAAAGUAGGCCUACUCAUUUUCUUUUCCAAUACAAAGAUUGCCAUCCAUCAUCAUUACAUCUGCUCCGAUCGAAUCGUGUUAAGUAGCCUAUGUCUAUAAAUCCUUGUUGGUACUGUACUGACGGGGUCUGACCCCCAUAACCCCUAUGCUUCACGAAAUCUCAUUUCAAUAAAUUGGUUUCUAAAUUAAAAUGACUUGACAUAAUUAGUCUGUUAAAUAUCAUCUGUGUUAUAUUUAGUUAGUGUUUGUCAUGUUUUGUUUGUGUUAUGUUUGGCUAGGUUUAUAUUUAGUUUGUCAUGCUUUGUUGUGUUAUGUUUGGCUAGGCUUAUAUUUAGUUUGUCAUGCUUUGUUGUGUUAUGUUUGGCUAGGCUUAUAUUUA
Messenger RNA from Biomphalaria glabrata, 3476 nucleotides. Its product is annotated as toll-like receptor 4. The record is from RefSeq and is a predicted model, not a curated record. Gene Ontology annotation, molecular function: protein binding. The transcript has 2 exons. Gene Ontology annotation, biological process: signal transduction. NCBI's taxonomy places the organism in Eukaryota, Metazoa, Mollusca, Gastropoda, Planorbidae. The coding region runs from base 84 to 2843 and encodes 919 amino acids.